AUGGGUGAGGGGCAAAUCCCCUUGAGCCACAGGAAAACGGUCACUCUGGAGAUAGACCAAGAAUCUAACAGAUUCGAGAAAAGUAAUGAUAUGAGCUCAAAAGAUAUUCCAGGACCAGUAGGUUCUCCAAGAAAAAGAGACCAUAAAUAUGACAUAUCUUGGAAGAGAAGUAGAUACAAUUUAGAUUUGAUUAAUCACUCAAGGAGUUAUACAAGAAUGAAAACCUUUGAGUGUAAUAGUUGUGAAAAGAUCUUCAAACAGUUCAUUCACCUAACAGAACACAUGAGAAUUCAUACUGGGGAAAAACCUUUCAGAUGUAAAGAAUGUGGAAAAGCCUUUAGCCAAAGUUCCUCUCUUAUUCCACAUCAGAGAACCUAUGGCGAGAAGCCCUAUGAAUGUAAUGAAUGUGGGAAAACCUUCAGACAUUCAUCAUUUCUUACUGAACGUAGAAUCCACACUAGGGAGAAGCCCUAGGAAUGUGGUGAGUGUGAGGAAGUAUUCAGCCAGAGCACUGGGCUGAUCCAGCAUCUGAGAACUCAUGUGACAGAGAAACCUUUCACAUGCAAAGACUGUAGAAAAGAAUUUUUCCAGAUUAGACACCUCAGGUAACAGGAGAUUAUUCAUACUGUGAAAUCCUAUAUUUGUAAUGUGUGUAGUAAAACCUUCAGCCAUAGCACAUACCUGACUUGACACCAGAGAACUCAUCCUGGGGAAAGACCAUGUAAAUGUAAGGAAUGUGGGAAAGCCUUUAGCCAAAGGAUACAUCUUUCCACUCAUCAGAGAGUACACACUGGAGUGACACCUGAUGAAUACAAUCAUUGUGGGAAAGUUAGGCAUGAUGUAUCCUUUGCCAAACCUCAGAGGAUUCAUACUGGGGAAAAACCUUAUGAUUGUAAUGAAUGUGGGAAAGUCUUCAGCUGUAGUUCAUCACUUAUCAGACAUUGUAAAACACAUUUAAGGAACCUUCAGCAAUGA
Molecule: messenger RNA, 975 nt
Organism: Phyllostomus hastatus (greater spear-nosed bat)
Lineage: Eukaryota; Metazoa; Chordata; Mammalia; Chiroptera; Phyllostomidae
Gene: ZFP69B
Product: ZFP69 zinc finger protein B
Biological process (GO): regulation of transcription by RNA polymerase II
Cellular component (GO): nucleus
Molecular function (GO): RNA polymerase II cis-regulatory region sequence-specific DNA binding; DNA-binding transcription activator activity, RNA polymerase II-specific
Source: RefSeq, a predicted model, not a curated record